Perca fluviatilis (European perch) is the source of this 3119-nucleotide messenger RNA. RefSeq names its product phosphoglucomutase 2-like 1 (gene pgm2l1). NCBI's taxonomy places the organism in Eukaryota, Metazoa, Chordata, Actinopteri, Perciformes, Percidae. The transcript has 14 exons. Gene Ontology annotation, biological process: carbohydrate metabolic process. Gene Ontology annotation, molecular function: magnesium ion binding; intramolecular phosphotransferase activity; glucose-1,6-bisphosphate synthase activity. Bases 189 to 2108 code for a protein of 639 amino acids. The record is from RefSeq and is a predicted model, not a curated record.
GCGGGACAUUCCUUCGCCGUCCUAGGAAACGCAGUUUCGCCCUAGGACUUGACAGCGGUGUUUAUGAAGUUAAUAUUUCCGUUAUGUCGAGCUUUACCGAGGGAUAUAAUAGUCUCCGUUAGCAUUUAGCUGCAAUCCGUCUCCAUCUCCCGUGGUGUAACUUUAGCGUGUUGCUAAAAUUAGCUAGCAUGUUAGCUAGUCUGCCUCUGUCAGUGAGCAUGGGAGACAAUAACGGAGUGAACGGGGAUUUGAACGCCAACUUAAGGUGCCAGAGUACCGGCGACCCGCAGCUGGACAAGGCGGUGGACCAAUGGUUGACCUGGGACAAGAACCGGCGGACUCGGGCGCAGGUGGAGGCUCUGGUGGCGGCUGGACGCCGGGAGGACUUGAGGACGAGACUCUGCAGCAGGAUGAGCUUCGGCACGGCAGGACUCAGGGCGCCUAUGGGAGCCGGAUUCAACCGGAUCAACGACCUCACCGUCAUCCAAUCAACACAGGGGUUAUACUCCUACCUGAGCAGGUAUUUCCCAGACUUCAGCAGCAGAGGAGUGGUUCUUGGUUUUGACACCAGAGGACAGGAGGAGAGCGGCUGCAGCAGUCAGAGGUUGGCGAAGUUGGCGGCUGCGGUGAUGCUCAGCAGAGACGUUCCUGUUCAUCUCUUCUCCACGUUUGUCCCGACGCCGUACGUGCCGUACGCUGUGAAGAAGCUCGGUGCUGCAGCCGGAGUGAUGAUCACAGCCUCGCACAAUCCUAAAGAAGACAACGGAUACAAGGUGUACUGGUGUAACGGCGCUCAGAUCUCCUCGCCUCACGACAAGGAGAUCCUGCAGAGUAUCGAGGAGCAGCUGGAGCCCUGGAGCGCCUCCUGCUGGGAGGAGGAGCUGGUGGAGCGCUGCUCCCUGAGGACCGACCCCCUGACCCAGAUCAACAGCUGCUACAUGGACGAGCUGACCUCGCUCUGCUUCCACAGGGAUCAGAACAGAAGCUGUCCGUUGAAGUUUGUCCACUCAUCGUUCCACGGCGUCGGACACGCCUUCGUCCAGCAGGCCUUCCACGCCUUUGGCUUCGCUCCGCCCAUCCCCGUCCCCGAGCAGAAAGACCCCGACCCCAACUUCUCGUCCGUCCGCUGCCCCAACCCCGAGGAGGGAGAGUCGGUCCUGGAGCUCUCUCUUCUUCUGGCUGAGCGGGAAAAUGCUUGCAUCGUCCUGGCGACAGAUCCUGAUGCCGAUCGAUUGGCUGUCGCAGAGAAGUCUGACGGGUGCGGUUGGAAGGUGUUCACGGGUAACGAGCUGGCCGCCCUGUUGGGUUGGUGGAUGUUCUUUAAUUGGAAGGAGGCUCAUCCCGUUCCUGCCGACACUCAGAAGGUUUACAUGUUGGCCACCACGGUUUCCUCCAAGAUCCUGCAGGCCUUCGCUCGCAUCGAGGGCUUCCACUACGAGGAAACUCUUCCUGGGUUUAAGUGGAUCGGGAACAGAAUACACGAACUCUCCAAAACAGGAAACAGCGUCAUCUUUGCCUUCGAGGAGUCGAUUGGUUUCCUGUGUGGCAGCAUGGUUCCGGAGAAAGAUGGCGUGAGUUCGGCGGUGGUUGUGGCUGAGAUGGCUGCUUACCUCCACAACAAGAAGCUGAGUCUGAAGCAACAGCUGCACAACAUCUACCAGACGUAUGGUCAUCACGUGUCCAAAACGUCGUACGUCAUCUGUAACGACCCGCCCACCAUCCAGAAGAUCUUCAGCCGGAUCCGAAACUUUGACGGCGAUGCUUCGUACCCGAAGACGUGCGGCGGCGUCCGGAUCGUCCACAUCAGAGACGUUACCACGGGAUACGACAGCAGCCAGCCCGACUGCAGAUCGGUAAGAAAACCGUUUGAUUCAUCGAUUGUUCUUAACGUAACUGUUCAUCUUCACUUCACUCUCCAGAACGGCAUCGUGGCAACGCUGAGAACCAGCGGCACAGAACCCAAAAUCAAAUACUACACUGAGUACUGCGCCGCUCCGGGGAACAGCGAGGCGUCCCGCCUGGAGGAGGAGUUAGGGAAGAUCACCACCGCCCUGCUGGACGAGUUCCUGGAGCCUGAGAGGAACAACCUGAUUCGCCGCCGCGUCUAGCUCCGCCCCCUCCCACACCUGGUCGCCCCCCCGCCACUGCUUCUCUCUGUGGUAUCCAUAAAGUUCAGUUGAGACUAAAAUAUAAACUGAUUCAUUAAAAAAUAAUAAAUAUUUAGUUGAACUUUGGUCCUUCAUAAAGCAGAGAGCAUGAUGGGUAAACUGCAGUGUCCAGUUUUAUUUUGAUUUGAGUUUGUGAAACCAAAUAUUGCUGUCUGAACUGUAAAGACUUGAAAUAAAUAUAUACAUAUGGAAGUUUAAUAACGACAAAACAAAUUCGUUGAAACUAUAUAAUUAACUAUGUUUAUCACAAACCAAAAAUAAACUUUUGUUACAACCUAUCACGUUAUUUUGGCACAUCAUGAAACUCUCAUUACACAAAAUGAACGUGUGAUAAAGUUAUUACCACGAGUUUACAUACACGUCGCUGCUGAUUGGUUAAAAUAUCUGACACACCCAUGAAAUCAGAGGAAACGUACGUCAAAGCUUGUUGUGCACCGUUUCACACUGUUCUGAGGAAACGUCAUUCAACCCGGAAACUGACGCAAAACGAUGCACACAGUUUUGAGAUUGAACGUGCCCGUUUCUCUAAUGUCCCCACAGUAAACUAAAUCUCUUUUGGUAAAUUGGACAAAACGUGACAUUCAAAGACAUCACUUUGGACUCUGAGAACGGUUAGUCAAUAGUUUUGUCAUUAAUAAACUUCCGUAAAUACAUAUAAAAAGGGGGGGGGUAUGUCUCCUUAAGAGAGCAGAAAAUCAGCUGCUUAUCUUUUUCUGUCUUUGUAGUUUUUUUUUGUUAAUCUGAAUGUUAAAGUUUCUCCUUCGAACUCUGCGAUGUUACCUAUUUUUUUACUCAGAGAUAAAAUAUAUUUAUGUGACAGUUCAUGUUGUGUUGUAUGAUCUGGUUUUGUAGUUUGGACAGAGUGAGACCUCUGCUUGUGUUUAGAUUGUCGCAGCUUUAAGUUAAUGUGGUUCUCUGGCGAUCCACCAAUAAAACAUAAUAAAACUGUAA